CCCUGCCUGUCUCUCGCUGUCUCGCUCUGUCUCUCCCUCGCACUCUAUCGUUCUCUCUCCGUUGUGUAACUGUGAGUCGGGCCAGGGGCGAGCUGUGUUUUGUUGUUAUUUGGCCAGAUGCGUGGGGCAGUAGUAGUAGCUGUCAGUGACCGAUCUCCUCUCCAUGGCCUGUCGUUCCCCCGGCUCUGGCUCCUACACUGUGGUUAUCAUCCCACUCAGGACCGGCCUCUACAGCCUGGAUGCACUUCGCUUCUACCUAUGGGUUAAGCGUCAGAAGGAUCUCGAGAAGGAGAAGGACGCUCUGUGCUGUGGCCUGGAGAUUCUGGAGAAGGCCCGUCUCUGGUACCUCCAGCGGCUGGAGGAGAACAGAGCCAUGCAGGACAGGGUGGAGGCCAGAACUGGGUUCAGCUCUGGCCAGGGAGGUGCAGCAGAGGCCCGGUCUUGCCUCCUCAGGUCUCGGAUCCAGCGGGUGAAUGGCUCUCUGGGUUCCGUGAUGUGUGAGCCGAACCUCACACAUCUGCAGGACGCGGUGGCUGUCAGCGAACUUCAGUGGCGCAACAUACUGCUGACUCAGGAGGUGAGCGACAAGAAUCGUCAGAUAUCCAUGUUAGAAUCUGAAAACGAUGCACUGGUGGAAAAGCUUGAUGAGCUGUAGGCCCACUGGUUGCCAGCACACAUGUUUAUACGUACCAGAGGACUUUAGCUAUAAUGCCAACUUUCAUUUAAUUUCAUGUCAAACAGUUGGUAAUGCUUGUAAAUAUGUAUUUAAUUAAUACAUUACGCUGAAGGAUGCAUCAUUUGCCUCUGUGGACUUGUCUUUUUUAAAUGAUUAGAAAAUAUUUUUAUUUAGACGUAAAUGCUGCUUUGUAUCAAUGGAGAAUCAAGUUACAUUUUCACAAUUUGAUUUUGUAACCACUGCUUUCCCCAUUUUUUCCCAUUCCAGUAUUUCAAAAUGAGAUAAUUUCAUAAUUGUUAAUCAACAUUCCAUACACUAAAUUACAUUAUAUUGUGUCGCAAAAUUGAACCUAUUUCUUUAAAAGAAAAUAUCCACUUGUACAGUGAAAUAUAAUUGCCAGCUUAAGCUGCAGUGUGCAGGGCACAAGCCUGCAUCAUUGUGUGUCCUGCUGUUCCGUUUCCGUCUCUGAAUGUGGGCUCUCUGUCUCGACACGUUGCAGCAAACUUUCCUGGUGGUCCACUGAUCUCACGCCAACUGAUAAACCUUAUCUGUCUAAGUCAUUGUGCAUGUCUGCAGCUAUUUUUCUCUCCUGCACUGCACAAAUCCGCAGCCUGAAACAUGCAAGACACAAAUGGCAGGCUUAAUAUAGAAAUCUAAUCCGUCUGACUGGCAGUUAGUCUCCUCAUGGUUACUCCAAGGUCCAUGGUGACGUUUUUUCCUGUCUGUUUGGAGGAGAUGUUGUUGGUCUGAGCUCUUGUGCCCGGCAAAAAGCUUCUAUAGAUUAAAGACUGCAAACUGUAAAGGCACAUUUUGGGGCAAAGGUUUUGACAGAUUCAUAAAAUUGAUCAAACACUGCUUUAAAACACUUAUAUAUCAUGCAUGAAUCGCAAUGCCUGCAAUAAAAACUGGAAGCUGAUUAGAAUCAGCCUUUGUGCUUCAGGGGCAAAAGCAUCCAUUAAGGCAAAGGCUUUCAUUUAAGUAGCUUCGUGGUCUCUGUCCUCAGAGUGGCACUGAACCAUCAAGCCCAGGGUACCAGCACUUGGCUAUUUAUUGGGUUCUAUUCACAUAUUGCUCAGACAAAGAUUUUUGUUGUGUCCCGCCUCUGUGGCUUUCAAUGCCUUUCUUCCAAAACGGCAAAGUACACUUAAGCUGCACCGUACUGGCCUCUCAAGACCUCUUUUACUUGGAAUGGUGUCCCCCUCCCCCCCAUACCCCCCCCCCCCCCCCCAAAAAAACAAAUUGUGGUUUGGUUAUUUAUGAAAAUCUUAAAUUGUGAGAUGUUUCCGUGCAGGUCAGCGGAGGUAGGAAGUAUAAACACACAAAUCUCCCCGAUAAGUGCAUUCCUUAAGCUAUUAGGGGAGAUAACUUCCUGAGAACCCGGAGAUCUACAGCAGGUGGUCUUUGAAGCCAGCUAAGCCUUCUGUGUUUGGAGGUGUCAUUUGUGUCCCUUAUGGGCUAUUUAGGUCUGCCUUUUCAUUUCAAUGUUCUCUUGGGCAAAACUGUCUUCUCCUGCAUGCAAUGUUUUUACUGUAAUCAAAAAUAAUAUCUUAUAUAUAAUUUCAGUCUGCUUUUCCCAGUGGGCCACCGCUGCUGCAUGGCCCUAUGCUGGACCUUUGGGAAUUAGUCAUCAUACUAAAAUAAUUCUUGUUAAUUUAACAAAAGAUAUAUAUCAUAAAAGUAUUUGUACAUGGCCCUACACAAUAUUAAUAUUGUUAUACAAUGUGGUAUUCUGCACUUGUCCACUGUCAUAAUAAAUAGCGAACAUAUAUACUGUCUAUUACUUUCAGUUUAAAUCUUGUUAACUUACAACCUACAAUUUUGAUUGCGGAACUUUGACUUAAAUCCAUCUUAACGUACUGCUUGCUCCCAUGGUAGCUCCUACAUAUAA
This is a messenger RNA of Pungitius pungitius (ninespine stickleback), 2564 nucleotides long. RefSeq names its product suppressor APC domain containing 1 (gene sapcd1). The transcript has 4 exons. The record is from RefSeq and is a predicted model, not a curated record. Lineage: Eukaryota; Metazoa; Chordata; Actinopteri; Perciformes; Gasterosteidae. Bases 164 to 655 code for a protein of 163 amino acids.